CCCCUGCUGGGGCGUUUGACAAGGCUUCCGGCAGAGGUUGGCCGAGUUUCCCCCCCACACCCGCCACAGCCGGUUGGCCAAAGACGUUAGCCGCAAAAAACGCACACGCGCGCACACACAUACACACACAAACACACACGGUUCGCUGUUUCUGCCGCCUCAGGAGGCGAGGGUGGGGGGGCCGGCGGCAACAGAAAUUACUCGGUUUGGAGUCCUAGGGAUUCGCUUUUAACGCCGCGAGGAAGUUGCAGUAACAGCAAGGAGCGAAGGAGAGUCCACCGUUGCUGUCAGUUCCCAGAGUUUCUUCCAAGCUUCAGACCGGAGGUUUGGAGGAGUGACCUGCAUGGGCCUCACCUGGUGGCCUUGGGGAGCCUGUCUAAAUGACUUGCUAAUUUCCACCAACACACCACAACAGCAGCCAUUCUGUGAGCAGAAGGCAAGAAAAGAAACAAUGGAUGGAAACUAACCAAGGGGAGAAGGAGAACUAAGGAGAAACUUCCUACCAGUGAGGACAAUUAACCAGUGGAACAGCUUACCUUCAGAAGUUGCCUUGCAUUUCAGAGGACCUAAAAAUAGGUUUUGUCAUCUCUGAUCAUGCCACUCAAACUGAGAUAAGUGAAGUAGGAGAUCUGAAACAGUCGACAGCAAUGACAAGAUCUUUACUAGAGUUUACAUACUCUCUCUGCGAUGACUUUGCAAUGUAUAAAAAUAUUCUAAAAAUGCAAUAUGAGGAAAAAAUACAGGAAUAUUCAUCCAAACUCUGGCUAGAAAUAAGUGACCGACUGGAAGACAUUGAGAAACUUUAUAAGCAGAAAGAAAUGAAAACACGAUAUAGCUACCAACAACAAUUAAGUGAUGCACUUGCUCUUCUUAAAAUGAACUAUUCAAAAUAUGUACAACUGGAUGAACAAUGUAAAGUAGAUUUAUCAGCUGCAAAAAUAGAUAAAUUAAGGAGAAUCAUUGAUGAGCAAGCAGAUAAAAUUGAAUAUUUAACAGCGCUGUUAGAGGAAGAGAAAGACAUGAGAGAUGAAAAGCUUCAACGUGAAGGGUACGUUGAUGUGGAGUGGCAUCGGCAACAGAUGCGAGAAUUGAGAGAGCAAAUAAUUAGCCUGACUGAAAAAAACACACAGCUUCAAGAAACUGUGAAACUGGGAGUGAAAGAACAGAUUAAUUUAGAGAACGAAAUAAAACUUAUGCAGAACAAAAUGGAAAAAGAUAUGAAGGCAAUGGAAAAGUUAAUAAAUGCUUACGACUUACUGAAGGCGGAACUUGACAGAGAGAAGGAAAAAAUGCAAGCAAAGGCUCAGGAAAUAAAAGAAGCUCAAGAUGGUCAAACAAAGUUAAAAGAAACUGAAGCUCAACCACUAGCAAAGAAAGUCUCAGAUCUGGAUGGAACAGUGAAAAAAGGCCGAAGAAAAAGCUUGAAAGGGAAAACUGUCAAAGAAUCGGCUAGUAAAGAGACAGCUCUUAAAUCAGUAACUACCAAAGACACAACCAUCAAAGAUGCAGCCGCCAAAGCAGCAACCAUCAAAGAAGCAGCCACCAAAGAAGCAGCAACCAAAGGAGAUGGGACAAGUGAAACUUUGGAUGAGGUAACAGCGGCUGACAGAAAAGCACUGUAUAAUGAAAUAAAAAGGCUUAAGAAAGCUGAAGAGCAAGCAAGAUUGCAGGUACAAAGACUUCAGAAGGAAUUAAGUGAGUUGAAUCAAUCUUGGGAAUUAAAGUUUGAUAUUCUAAAGAGAAGCCUGCAUGCUAUUAAGAAUGAGAUGUAUCUUAGACAAUCACUGCAGCAAUCAGUGAAAUUCCGACGCCCAUUACUAAAUGAAAGGAAAGCUUUGCCUAUACACAUCCAGAAUCGAGUUCAGAAUCCUCCACAUAAACGCCGUUGGAUCUCAAGUACUUUGUAUAUGCAGUAUUCACCUCUGCCGGAGAUAACUACUGAGAUAGAUAUUGAAUCAGGUGAUGAAGAACAAAAUGAUGCUGACAGUUCAGCUACAACUGCAGUACCCAAAGCUUUAACACAAGAUGAGGAAGAGGUUGAACAAUCAAGGUUACUGCCUUCACCUCUUGUGUCUAUUGGACACUGAUGUGGGUUGGAGUCCUCUACCUUAUCUGGAACAAUUGUCUGCACCAAAAAGGUUGAAUGCUUUCAGUUUUUCUAAAGUUUAGAAAGAACCCAAAACCAAUUGGCCAGAUGAGAAGCCAUUGCUCCUGAAAGCGCUUGAGCACUUUCUGCCCAAAUGUUACAAUGGUAGAAGUGAGUCAAGAUAUUUAUUUCUGGGGCACUGCUUCUAACUGUUAAGGAGCAUUGGAGUGUUUAUCCUGCUUCAAAAAUAAAUAAAAGCGUUAAAUAAAGAAAUUUAGGGCCACAUCUCUCUGAAUUAUUAUUCUGCAAAAGACUUACCAUUAAAAUGCAAUAAAAAAUUAGUUGCUAAACCAAGCUUGAUUUCUAAGAAUGCAGACUUUGUGGAAUGUAAAAUCAAAUCUGUUCUGUCAUUCCAUCAAAAUAAAAUGACUUUUUAUUUAAAUAGCUGUCAUUUUAAAUAGGGUGAACUAGAGAACUUUGAAGAUAAAAUACAUUUGUCCAAUCUGUUUUAAAUACCCCUUUCAAGAUAUAUUAGCCUGAAACAUAGUGUUGAGGUAGUCCAAGAUUCAUCAUGCAGCACAAAAUAUUGCUCCUGGCAUAUUUAUUUUUACAAUGUGGGGCUUAGAUUCACAGACCGUAUUAAUCCACAUUGUGCUGUGUAAUCUACAGCAGAUUCAGGCAAUAUGCUAAAGCAUAAUAAGGCUUCAUUUUGAUUAAUGUAUCAGGUGAACUCAUUCAGGGUUUGUUUUUCUGCUGCCUUUUGUGUUGCUUUAGCGAACCUUGGAAAGAACAACUGAUACUGACUUUCUAACUGAUUUUAGGCUUGUAGGUCAGAUUUACUCAACCUGUUGAUCUUUAGAUUUGUUGGGAGUUAAGCUUCCAGAAUUUCCAGCUGGAGAUUCUGGUAAUGAUUGAUUAUUCUGCAGGUGAAAUUCUCUUCUCAGCACAUCCCAAGGAUAAGAGCUUGGGGAAAAACUGGUUUUAGUAUUUAAUCUCCACCCAAAGCGUGCCAUAAUUUAGUUGGGUACUUCUUUCCAACCUAAAGUAUAUUUCUUAUACUUUUAAGCUUGUAAAGUGAUGAUGAAGUUCAAGAAUGCCUCAUGAUUUUGAGCUAUAACUACAUGCUUACAAAUACAAAUGAAAGAUGAGGGGGUAAAAGUCGCUGAACAAAACAAAGGUACUUUGGUAAGUGACUGCCUCUUGGGCACUAAUUGGCCAUUGAUUUUGUACGCCUAGCCUAGUUGCACCAAGAUCACAAAAUGUUUGUCUUGUUUGGGCUUGAAGCUCCAAAUUCUUUGUGAUUACCCAAUUAGAAUGAAGCUGAUGGCAACCAGACAGGAUGCAAGAGUGAAAUGAGCAGAAACUCGGUUGGGGGGUGACAGUGUUUCCCCCACACCCUUUUCACACAAUGGCCCUUUGCAAGCCCCUACCGUUCUUCAGGCUUCAGCCCGGCUCCUUUUACUCUGUGUGCCAGAGGCAUUUCCAAAGGAUUGUUGCCCUAGAAACUUGGUUUCAACCUCCUGCUAUAUAUCAACAAGCUUGUUUUAGCAAUUCCCCUGCCUGAAUUACAGUUACACAGUUUGGCGCUUCUUUCAAAUUUCCUCCCAUUACUUGGGCCAAAGAAAGGCAUUUUUCCUCCUUUAGAAAUGAAUUGGCUUAAUUAGUAAGUAGAUUAAUGGCAAUGGCUGGUGAGUUGGUUUCCAGCAGAGUUUCACCAGAGAGGGUUAAUCGGAGUCAGGGCUGGAAUCGUUCCCAGAACUGGCUGCCAGCCAUUUUCCAUCAACAAAUCAACCCAGAAACAAAUGCACUAGCUCCUCGCAGUUCCUAUCAGAGAAAUAGAGAUGAUGAGUUUCCUUUGAGAGCCACCAGCAGCAAAGCUGCCCAAACAUGUGGUUUUUCCGCUGCAGGGCCAUCAAAGGACACCCAGAUUCUGACUUUGCUCAGCAUUAAAUUCAAACUUUCAAAGUCCUUGCCCAAAAGAUGGGCAACCCAAGUGAGAGAAUGAAUGAGGGGGGGGGAAUUCAAGCCUUCCCUUCUUUCUCUCUUCUGCAGCCUCUUCUCUUUUUCUGCUUUCUCGUUUCUCAAAUUUAAUAUGAAUUGCCAGUCAUGAGAACCUGCAACACCAAGCUGCAAAGACUCUGGUCUAAAUUAUUUUUCUGAUUUCCAGAUUUCUUUUAAAUCUACUUAAGAUCAGUGUAUAUUCUUGGAAAGUCUUACUCACGUUUAUGUGAAAUCACCUUUGCUUUUAGAGCUACCACAUCUGGGUAGCAGAAAUCCAAGCAGCCACUAGAUGGUGAGAGAGAGUUAGAAUUUUCUAUUUCAUUCUGGUGGGUUAGUAGCUGAUGGGACCUCUGCAAGACUUUUAUGCUGAAUUUAUCCAUUGAAAAGUUUAUGGUUGAACUGAAAAUUUGAAUUUUACCAUGUUGGCCUCAUAUUUGCAAAUGAUGUGUUGCUUUGCCACUAUAUCAAGAACAAAAUUGCAUUUAUGGACCAAAACUUCCUUUCUGACGUCCGUAUUGUAAUCUGAUGAUGGAAAUUUGAGCACUGCA
This is a messenger RNA of Ahaetulla prasina, 4635 nucleotides long. RefSeq names its product chromosome 4 C10orf67 homolog (gene C4H10orf67). The transcript has 19 exons. NCBI's taxonomy places the organism in Eukaryota, Metazoa, Chordata, Lepidosauria, Squamata, Colubridae. The record is from RefSeq and is a predicted model, not a curated record. Bases 648 to 2087 code for a protein of 479 amino acids.